GUACAUGGUGAUGUCAGAGGACAGUGGGCUGGUGUCUUUGUCUCUGCAGCAGUUUGUUCGGAGUGUCGGCGCUCGGACGGCGGCUCCCGGUGGAGGAUCAGUGUCUGCCGCCAUUGCCGCUCUGGGUGCCGCGCUGGGCGCCAUGGUGGGUCAGAUGACGUAUGGGAAGCGUCAGUUUGAGCGUCUGGACGGCGUGAUGCGGCGGCUGAUUCCUCCGUUUCAUCGGGCCAUGGACGAGCUGCUGCUGAUGGUGGACGCCGACUCGAACGCCUUCAACAGCUACAUGGCGGCGCUGAAACUGCCAAAGGACACGGCGGAGGAAAUGAAACGGAGGGAGGCCGCCAUGCAGGAGGGGCUGCAGCGAGCUGUCAGCGUGCCCCUCGCUCUGGCUGACAGGAUCAGCGUCCUCUGGUUGCCGCUCAAAGAAAUGGUCGUCCACGGAAACAUCGCAUGCAAGUCGGACGCUCAGGUGGCGGCUAAGGCUUUGGAGACGGCGGUUUUCGGAGCGUACUACAACGUGAUGAUAAACCUCAGAGACGUGACAGACGCGUUCUUCAGGACGGCGACUGAGAAGAGAGCAGCGGCGCUGCUGCAGGAGGCGAAGGAGAGCGCCGCCGCCAUCCUGCUCGCCGCUGACGAGAGGAAGUGAAUCAGUCAGAGUAUAAACAAUGAUUUUAAUGUCGAUCGAACUGAAGAUGUCCUGAAUCAGCUCGACCGCUUUAAACCUCCAACACGGCGUUUGAGUUUCAGCACAAAUGUUUGUCAGUUUUACACUUUUACGUUCACACGUCAAUAAAAGUUCGCGAUAAACUUAAAAUUAACAUUAACACAACAUUGUACCAAACCUUUUUUUUUUUAUUUUUGUUUUUGUUUCCUUCAAUUUUUUAUUUUGUAAAAUUGGCCUAAAAUGUCAAAUGUUAAAAGUCUUUAAUAGUCUGGAACUUUAACUUGUAGAAAUUCAUCAUUAAAGCAGACGAUUGAAUUAAUUUUAAAAUGAGAAAGUUGAACUUUUGUGUAUAAAAUACGGUCAAAUGUUACGCUGAUGAUACUUUAUAUUUGGCUUCAGCCUGACCGUGACCAGCGGCGUCAUCAGGCAAUGACAAUGUUUUAUAAAUAUCUGCAGAUCUAAAUAUGUAUGUAUGUACAUUUUAAAACACCAAA
This is a messenger RNA of Plectropomus leopardus (leopard coralgrouper), 1161 nucleotides long. The record is from RefSeq and is a predicted model, not a curated record. NCBI's taxonomy places the organism in Eukaryota, Metazoa, Chordata, Actinopteri, Perciformes, Serranidae.